GCAUGCGCACUCUGCUCGGGACGAACUCAAUAUGGCGGCGAAGAGCAACAGUCGGUUGUAGCAGUUGAGGUUUAGCAUCUAGCGAGCUAACUGCCCACAAACACGUAGAUUCGACCGGCGCGGGACUCUCGUCGCUUCGUUUAAAGUCGACUCGUUGACGCCGGUGUCGUUGUUCAGUUGUUGUUUUUUUUUAGCGGUUCAGUGUUUAAGAUGAGUUACACCACGAAGGUUGUGCAGGUGACGAACGUGUCGCCGAGCACAACAUCGGAGCAGAUGAGGACGCUGUUCGGUUUCCUGGGGACCAUCGAGGAGCUCAAGCUGUUUCCUCCAGAUGAUUCUCAGAUGCCGGUGACGUCACGGGUGUGCUUUGUCAAGUUCCAGGAGCCGGAGUCUGUCGGAGUUUCUCAACAUCUGACCAACACCGUGUUUGUGGACAGAGCGUUGAUUGUGGUCCCGUUCGCUGAAGGAUCUAUUCCAGAUGAGGCUAAAGCUUUGUCGCUGUUGGCGCCAGCAAAUGCCAUCGCAGGAAUUCUGCCAGGAGGAGGACUUCUUCCAACGCCCAACCCCAUGGCCAAUCAACCUAUGGGAGGGAACCCUUUUGGUCCGACCAUGGACGCAAUGGCUGCAUUUGGCUUCGCAGGAUCUAAUAUGAAUCCUCAGGCGGCUGAUCAGCUGAUAAGGUUCAUGACAGAUCCAAAACUCAACCCUCUGGCUGCAGGCUUAAACCUGAAUUCAGGGCUGAAGGCUGAUACAUCUAAUAAAGAAAUCGAAGAGGCUAUGAAGAGAGUGAGAGAAGCUCAGUCACUUAUUUCUGCUGCUAUUGAACCUGGAAAUAAGGAGAGCAAGAAGAAGCACUCUCGGUCCCGGUCGAGGUCCAGGAGGAGGUGGUCCAGAUCCCGUUCAAGGCACAGGCGAAGCAGAUCAAAGCGCAGAUCAAACUCCAGAAGCAGGAGGCGCUCCAAGAGCCCACACAGGAGACGCACCCGCUCCAGAGACAGAAGCAGGCGAUCACAAAGCAAAUCCAGAGAUAGAAAGAAAGAUGACACUGGGCGAAGAAGUAACAAAACACCACCAAAAAGCUACAGUACAGCCAGGAGGUCACGCAGUGCGAGCCGGAGACACAGGAGAAGUCGCAGCAACAGUCGAACUCUAAAAAAGUCUCCUAAGCGGAAGAGCUCCAGGUCUCCAUCUCCUCGGAGACACAAAAAGGAGAAGAAAAGGGACAAGGAAAAGGACAGAGAUCGCAAAAGUGAUAAAGAUCGUAGUCGUGAGGAGCACGAUCACUCCUCCAGCAAGAAAAAGAGAAGUAAAGACAAAGAAAGAGAGUGGGAGAGGAAAUCAGAUGGUGACAAAGGAGAUGUUAAGAUCACCAGGGAUUACGACGAAGAAGAGCAAGGCUAUGACAGCGAGAAGGAGAGGGAGGACAGGAAGGAUUCAGACGACUCCGCUCUGUCUCCUCGGUCAGUCGAAGGUAACGGCACAGCGAGGUCCGUCAAACGGGCCAAAGUUAACGGUGCUGACGACCAUCGUGAAGAAGACAUGGAUGUCAGUGACUGAUUAGUCCGUCCUGCUUUUUUCCCCCCACAUAAUCCCUCUGUUUUGGCUGUGAACGUGCUACUUGUUUUCUCCUCACUGGCGUUUAUCUAAAACAUGAAGUUUGUUUGAAAUAGUCACUGACGGACUGUCGGUCUUUCUCCUGCGUUGUCACGUUGCUUUUAAGUACCCGCGGGUGUUUGGCCUCGACGGAUGCAGUUAGUUAAACUGGAAGUAGGCUUGCUUUGCUUUCUUGAGCUUGUGUUGAGACUCUUCUUCAUAUGUUGUAUCUUGACUUGUUUUGUUCAGUGACGUGCUGUGACGCUCAGGCCUUGUUCCCCCAUAUGUUUGGAAACAUUUGCUUAUUGUCAUUUGAAAGUGUUGAUGUUUUAUCAGGGAUUUGUUUUUAUAAUAAAGCCUAUUUGGAGAACAGAGA
This is a messenger RNA of Paralichthys olivaceus (Japanese flounder), 1969 nucleotides long. Its product is annotated as serine/arginine-rich splicing factor 11-like. NCBI's taxonomy places the organism in Eukaryota, Metazoa, Chordata, Actinopteri, Pleuronectiformes, Paralichthyidae. Gene Ontology annotation, cellular component: nucleoplasm. The record is from RefSeq and is a predicted model, not a curated record. Gene Ontology annotation, molecular function: RNA binding.